CACGCACAACUGUAUGCUUUAACAGUACUGAGUGUGCUGAAAAGAUCUUCAGUACGAGCAUUAGGGCCUUUUAUGAUUUCAUGACCCUGAUCACACCCUGGACAUUUUUCACCACAGAUACAAGUAUAAGAAUACAAGUAUUGGGUUUCAAUAAUACUCAAGUAAAGUAUACGGACAUAAAAUGAUACUUCAGUAUAGUAAAAAUAAAAGUACAAUUACGAAUAUGAGGAAAGGUCUAUGAUGUAGAAUAUAAAGCACUUCUAUAAGCUGCUCUGGGCAGAAAAUGUCUGCAUAAUGAUAUAAAUGUAAAGGUUUUGAGUGUUGAAUUCUGAAAAGUGUUUGAUGAUGUAUGAUGUUGUCUCACCUCAACUUCCUGUCCUUUUUUACACACAGAGUAUAUGUACAAAACCACACAGAGUUCUUUAGAACUGGGGGCUGCGGUGGAGAUAGAGAUCUAUGCUUAAAACAGAUUGAAGUCUCAUUGUAGUUCCAGUGUCUUUAUAGAGAGAUGAUGAAAUCAGUUUAUGAAAACUCGAGAUUUGCAGCACACAGCAGUUCAGCUGAUCUAAACGAUAGCACGGACUCGUAUGAAGAUAUCUACGCGAAUGAAGAUGUAAUAGAAAUGCGAGUGACCAGAAGCAAUAAAGAGACUAUGACUUCAGAACCAAACACCUCAGGACAUAGAUGCUACAGACUGGCUGUGGUGUGUCUGCUGAUGCUGAUUGUUCUUCUGCUGGCUGCCAUCGCAAUACUGUGGUUCAAGCUGACUACAGAGAAAGACCAAAUACAGACCAGUUAUAACAACAUGAUUACACAGAGAUACCAGUUAGAGACCAGUUGCAGCAACCUGACUGCUGAGCGAGAACAGUUACAGACCAGUUACAGAAAGCUGACUGCUGAGAGAGACCAGUUAACGACCAGUUAUAAAAAAUCAGCUGAAGAAAGAGACCAGUUUCUGAGGAAGACAGAAGAACUCCAGAACAGGAUUUCUCAACUGAAGAGAAACAUUAAUACACCAGGAUGGAAAUACUUCAGCUCCAGUAUUUACUACAUCUCUACUGAGAAGAAGAGCUGGAGUGAGAGCAGACACGACUGCCAGGGAAAAGGAGCAGACCUGGUGAUCAUAAACAGCAGAGAGGAACAGAAUAUUGUUGUCUGCUUUUUCUGUAACUUUGUUACUCCUCACCAGGACUUUGUGGAUCUGUGGAGAAGAGGUGAGGCGGGUUGGAUUGGUCUGAGUGACAGAGAAAGGGAAGGGGUCUGGAAAUGGGUGGAUGGUACACAACUGACCAAUGGGUUCUGGGGUGAUGGAGAACCCAACAGCAGAGGUGAUGAGGACUGUGCUUUAUCUGGCUAUUGGGCUAAAUCUCUUCCGAAUUGGGUUGAUAUUUCCUGUAAUGACCGGUAUGUCUGGAUCUGUGAGAAGAAAAUUUAAAGCUGAAAUGUGAUAUAUGAAUGAAACUGAUUUCAGGUCAUAAUUUUUCUUAAAUAAUCUGAUGUUUGUAUUGGUGGAGAGAGAAUAAAACUCUUAGCUCUUUAUGCUAAAACAUUUUCUUUUACACUUACAUAUUUCUACUUUAAUGGAUUAUGUUAACCUUGUAAAAUCUGACUUUAUUCAUUUAUACAGGAAAACUUAAUAAACAUGACG
Molecule: messenger RNA, 1648 nt
Organism: Ictalurus furcatus (blue catfish)
Lineage: Eukaryota; Metazoa; Chordata; Actinopteri; Siluriformes; Ictaluridae
Product: C-type lectin domain family 4 member M-like
Exons: 6
Coding region: 509-1435 (308 amino acids)
Biological process (GO): biological process involved in interspecies interaction between organisms
Cellular component (GO): external side of plasma membrane
Molecular function (GO): fucose binding; D-mannose binding
Source: RefSeq, a predicted model, not a curated record